CCUCGAAAGCUUCAGGAAUGGCUCACACGAGCCACAGUUUGACUACGUCUGCUCUAUAAUCUGAGCUACUGACAGCACAUUUAAAUAAACCACAAAGAAACCAGUGUUAACAUGAGUCAUUCCUUCCCAGACCAAACAUCUCGCCCUUCUGAGAGCCACCGCGAGGUGUUGCGGCCUUGUGCUUGGGAGCUUAAAAAAAGUGCUACGCGGUACGCAGUUGUUUACGACGGUAUGACGCGAGCCUCUCCGUGAUUGGAUGAAUCCCCACUGUCGGCGCCUAUAUUUUAAACGACGCCGUAGCAGGUAUCGUGGUCAGUCACUUGGUGAGCGGAUGGCUGGAACGGUGGAAGAGGCGACGCAGCUGCUGCGGGACCAUCUCCGGCUAGCGAGUCUGCAGAACGACGGCGCCCAGCAGUGGCCGUGGGUCCUGGCGCCGUCUCCCCUCGGCGGCCGCGGUAUCGUAGCCAGUCGAGAAAUACUGGCAGGCGAGGUAGUGUUUCAAGAUGUCCCACUGGUGUUAGGUCCACGGGCGGGCGUCCACUGCCCGCCAUUAUGUGUUGGCUGCCAUCAGGGACCCGAGACGCUGAAGCCUUGCUCCAAGGGAUGCGGUCUACCCGUGUGCUCGACCCAGUGUGAAGAAGCUGAUAAUCAUCUCUUCGAAUGCCAGAAGCUGAGGAGCUGGGGUGUGCGGACGAACGGCUCGUGGUCGCCUGAGCUCCUGAGAGCCUCAGUCCCGGUGAGGUGCCUCGCCCUCAGCCCCAUCAAGCGGCAAGUGCUCCAGUGCCUGCAACGUAACAGCGGCUCCCAACAUGCGUUCGAGGUGGACCUUCUGAAACGCAACACUGAGACAGGACCCUCUGCCCAGGAGGAGGACUUCAUGCGUCUUGCCUGUUACGUCAUGGAUGCGACUGCUUUUGAAACAGCACAAAUUCCGAAGGAAAUGAUAAGCAAGAAGCCAGUCGUAUCGACAGAGGAAGAGAGGCCUCUCAAUGGACUGACUCCCAGUCUGCGCGGUCUAUACCCCAUUGCCGCCAUGAUGAACCACGCAUGCGUACCCAACACCCGUCACGGGUACGACGAACGGCAGAAGAUGACUGUGCGGGCAACCGUGGUCAUACCGGCCGGAGCGGAGAUCACCAACACUUACACGUCAUUGCUGUGGGGCUCACCAGCCAGGAGACGUCACCUCGGAAUCACCAAGCAUUUCCUAUGCACCUGUCCACGGUGUAGUGACCCCCAGGAGCGAGGAUCGCGCCUGGCUGCCCUCAAAUGUCUGACGAAGACGUGCAAGGGCUCCAUGUUUCCCUUGCAGCCGCUGGAAGCAGGGUCAGAGUGGCAGUGCGAGCUGUGUGGACGCCAGAUGACGGGGCGCCAGGCGUCCCUCACACAAGCCACAUUAGGACGCCUCCUCAGCGUUGUGGACGGCAGAAACGCCGCUCAAAUGGAACGCUUUCUGAGCGAACACCACCACGUUAUGCCCUCAACCAAUCAGAUACUGGUUGAGGUGAAGUGUAACCUCAUCCGAUGCUAUGGUCACACCAAAGGAUAUUCAUGGACAG
Molecule: messenger RNA, 1559 nt
Organism: Cryptotermes secundus
Lineage: Eukaryota; Metazoa; Arthropoda; Insecta; Blattodea; Kalotermitidae
Product: SET domain-containing protein SmydA-8
Molecular function (GO): protein binding
Source: RefSeq, a predicted model, not a curated record